Molecule: messenger RNA, 858 nt
Organism: Penicillium taxi
Lineage: Eukaryota; Fungi; Ascomycota; Eurotiomycetes; Eurotiales; Aspergillaceae
Exons: 2
Coding region: 1-858 (285 amino acids)
Biological process (GO): nucleoside metabolic process
Molecular function (GO): catalytic activity
Source: RefSeq, a predicted model, not a curated record
AUGUCUGACCCCAAGGAUUACACUGUCGGAUGGAUCUGUGCUAUUACCGCGGAGUUUACUGCAGAGCAAAACUUUCUUGAUGAGAAGCAGCAAGUACCAGAAGGUUUAGCUACAGCUGACCAUAAUGCCUAUGCUGUAGGCCUUAUUGGAAAGCAUAAGGUUGUUAUUGCAGUCUUACCUGACGGGGAGUAUGGUAUAUCUUCUGCAACAGGCGUAGCAAAAGACAUGUUGCAUAGCUUUCCAAAUAUCAAGGUCGGUCUGAUGGUCGGCAUAGGUGGCGGUGCACCAAGCGCAAAACAUGAUAUUCGCCAAGGGGAUGUGGUGGUUAGCGCUUCCCGCGAUGGGAAUGGGGGCGUUUUUCUUAUCUGGGGAACCCCUGCUUCCCUGACAGCUGGUUCAGCCAGCUUAUGUAGAGAGUCCAUUGCCUUUCUCAGCCUUCUUGCAACCCACGCCGUUACAGUUUUCCAGUACGACUUUGGUAAAACCAUACAAAAUCAAAGUUUCCAAUCAAUAGGAGUUCUCAACCAGUCACCGGUAUCCUUGAGAACAGCGCUUAGCGCACUGAAAAGUGACUACGAGAUUGAUGGGCAUCAAAUUCAAGAAUCUAUUGGCAAUAUCUUGGAGAAGAAGCCACGACUAAGACAAAAUUACCAGCGACCGGACCGGAACAGUGAUAGGUUAUAUCGGAGCGAAUUUGUCCACCCUGAGAACCAUGAAGGCAGCUGUCGAGUGGCGUGUGGAGACAUGCUGUCAAGCCUAGUGGAACGGGAAGAACGAUCAGAAGGUGUGGAUGAUCCAACAAUUCACUAUGGGCUUAUUGCGUCCUCAAACCAGUUAAUGAAGGACGCCCGGAUCUGA